AUGGCCGUCGACGACAGGCCCGACCCCAUCUCCGAGAUGGCACCCAACGAAGCCAUCAAUGAAGCCCACAGCGCCGCGGCAACACACAAGCGCGUCAACGCGUGGCAACAGCCCGGUCCCGCGUGCCUGGACUUCCGCAGUGACACCAUGACGACGCCAACGGCCAGCAUGCUCGAGGCCAUCAUGUACACGACGCUCCAAGACGAUGUCAUGGUCGAAGACCCCACGACCAACAACCUAGAGUCCUACAUCGCGGAGCUGGCCGGCCACGAGGCCGCCCUGCUCGUCAUGUCCGGCACAAUGGGCAACCAAGUGGCCUUGCGCACGCAUCUCACGGCCCCGCCGCACUCUGUCCUCUGCGACAUCCGGUCGCACAUCUACAACUACGAGGCCGGCGGCGUGUCGUCGCUCUCCAGCGCCAUGAUCCUCCCCAUCCGGCCGCGCAACGGCCACCACCUGACGCUCGAGGACGUGAAAGAGCACGCGAUCGUCAGCUCGGACGUGCACGCGUGCCCAACCCGCGUCAUCAGCCUGGAAAACACCCUCGACGGGAUGAUCAUGCCACUGGCCGAGGUGCGGCGCAUCGCCGAGUUCGCCCGCGCCCACGACAUCAAGCUCCACCUGGACGGCGCGCGCAUCUGGGAGGCCGUCGCCGCCAACGCGGCCAGCCUGCCGGACUACUGCACCCUGUUCGACAGCGUGAGCAUGUGUUUCUCCAAAGGCCUGGGCGCGCCCAUCGGGAGCAUCAUCGUGGGCUCGAAGCCGUACAUCGCCCACGCGCGGCGCAUCCGCAAGAUGAUCGGCGGCGGAACGCGCCAGGCCGGCGUCAUCAGCGCGGCCGCCCGCGUCGCCGUCGACGAGGGGUUCGGGCACGGUCCCAACGGCGAGGGCGGCAAUCUGAGGGCGUCGCACGCGCGGGCGAGGAACGUAGCAGAGAUGUGGACCUCUAGGGGCGGCAAACUGGCCAACCCGACCGAGACGAAUAUGGUGUGGUUGGAUCUGGCGAGGGAAGGCAUUUCCGCCACCGAAUUCGCUCGACUGGCGGCCGAGGAGGGCUUGAAGGCCUUCAGUGGGCGGCUGGUCGUGCAUUAUCAGAUCACGGACGAGGCCGUGGAGAGGCUUGGGAGGGUCAUGGACGCGGUGUUGCGAAGAGGAAGGGAGAGGGAGACCGGAGUUGCGGAUGGGGAGACGACAGACGGGGUCAAUAACAGCAAUGGUAACGGCGAACGGUACGGGUCAAAGGAGAGCAAGUGA
Messenger RNA from Cladophialophora yegresii CBS 114405, 1254 nucleotides. RefSeq names its product threonine aldolase. Gene Ontology annotation, molecular function: L-allo-threonine aldolase activity. The transcript has a single exon. NCBI's taxonomy places the organism in Eukaryota, Fungi, Ascomycota, Eurotiomycetes, Chaetothyriales, Herpotrichiellaceae. The coding region runs from base 1 to 1254 and encodes 417 amino acids. Gene Ontology annotation, biological process: L-threonine catabolic process; glycine biosynthetic process. The record is from RefSeq and is a predicted model, not a curated record. Gene Ontology annotation, cellular component: cytosol.